Messenger RNA from Megachile rotundata (alfalfa leafcutting bee), 2210 nucleotides. RefSeq names its product L-lactate dehydrogenase. The record is from RefSeq and is a predicted model, not a curated record. Lineage: Eukaryota; Metazoa; Arthropoda; Insecta; Hymenoptera; Megachilidae. Gene Ontology annotation, biological process: lactate metabolic process; pyruvate metabolic process. Gene Ontology annotation, molecular function: L-lactate dehydrogenase (NAD+) activity.
GCCAGCUCGGAGCCGAGAGACGUCUCUACUUGCACCCAAUUAGCGGUCUAACAGACGCGGAGGAAUGGAGGACGAGGCGAAGAAGAAUGACGCCAACGAAACUGAGGAAAGAGAUGACUGCGACGAGAAUGGUGACGUUCCUUUCCCAACCACGACAAAGAACGCGUUGAUCACGACUCAGCUAGGACCCUGCGACUCCUACCCCCAUCGCGUCAAAGUAUCGAUCAUAGGCAUAGGGAAGAUUGGAAUAGCUUGCGCCCUAGCGAUCGUAAUGAAAAGGUUGGCGAGCGAGGUCUGCCUGAUCGACCACGACGCGAACAAGGCUUCCGCCGAGGCCGAGGACAUUCAACACGUCGGCGUUUUUUUGGGAAGUCCCCUGGUAACCGGCACGUCAGAUUUCAGUAUGGUGAAAGAGUCAGCCGUGGUGAUAAUCACCACGUGUGGAACGGAACCAGGGGAGACGCCCAACGUGAAGCACAAUUUGAAGGUAUUCAAGAAAAUCAUACCAGGCGUAGCGAGGUUCGCUUGUAAAUCUGUCCUCCUGAUCGUCACCCAACCGAACGACGUGAUGUCCUACAUCGCGUGGAAACUAUCUGGAUUCCCGUCUAAUCGUGUCCUAGGCACCGGGACCAUGAUCGAUUGCGCCAGGUUCCAGGAUCUCGUGAGCAGGAGAUUAAACGUGGCGCGGAGCUCUGUUAGCUGCAUGACGGUUGGCGCGCAAGGAGACAUGGCUGUCCCCAUAUGGUCAAGCGUCAACGUGGGAGGUAUGAAGCUUCGCGACAUAAAUCAGAGGUUAGGAGAGCAGGACGACCCCGAGAAGUGGUACGAAAUCGCAGAGAACGUGAAGGCCAUUGGGCCGGAGCUCGAACAGAAAAAGGGAUCCUGUUGCUGGGGUAUCGCUAUUUCCACGACUGAGAUCGUUGACGCCAUCGUGAGGAACACGAAAGUUGUGCUUCCAGCAUCGACGCAUAUACUCAGUUGUGCCCACGGUACAGACAAGGACGUGUACAUGUCGGUGCCCUGCGUGCUGGGCAGAGAGGGUGUGUACUGCACCGUGCGACAGAAGCUGACCGAGGAGGAGAAGACAGCGGUGCAGACGUGCGCCGACAAGAUUCGAGGCGCGUUGCGAGAAUGCGGCAUCCUACAAGAGUCGACGGACGACGUCGAGCAGUGAAAGAGAGGAAGAGAAGGGUAGAUAAGAGCGAGAAAGAGAAUCGUGCUACCGGAAAUUGCAACGCAAGACAGAGGGAAAGGAAGCAACGUUUUAGAGGCGUCUUCAUCAAUAACGAGCUCACGCACCUGGCGACCGGUUUUCCAUGCGGGUACUUGCGAUCCGCGUAAUAAAUGACAGCGGCAGCAAUUGACUUCCUAGAAAACUAUCGCGUCCACCGAGAUCGCAAAUCAUCGGAUGUGUACUUUGUGCCGUAUUAACACGUUGACUGCCACGUCGUUUAUAUAUGGCCGAUGCAUAAAUUUAUACACCGGUACCAUUCGUUUCUUUCUCGCUUAAUUAUAACUAAUCUUAUCAAGCAAUUAAGUGCAUGAAGAAGUAACAGUCGUCUUAUUUGAAUCUUAUUCUGUAUGGUUUUAUAGAGCAUUUUCUCAGUGAACAAUUCCCAGGAAAAAUCGUGAAAGUUAUACACGUAAUCUAUAUUUCCGGCAUUUGAACGAUAAGUAAUUCUAGCGUACAAAUCCUAUAAUUUAGUUUAUAUCGAUGUAGCAAAAUGGGGAAAGUCUAGUGACGUAAUUUGUGGUCAAGCUGUUCCGCAAAGUGUCUGUUACUCGUCUGGCAAGUACAGGAAGGAAAUACGGAAGAUGUUAGGAAUUUAAUAUUUGUAGCUGAGCCCCUGCCGGGUGUAUUGACCCCUCUCGUAUGUCGGAGGCAAAAAACUCUUCUCGUGCGACUGGGAGGAAAUUGAAAUUCGUGCAAUACAACGUACUCCAGCUGUGUCGAUUCAACAGCUGUUCAUCGUUUUCGCCCCUGUGUACCGACCAAUAUGUUUCAGACUAAUCAUAUCUACAUGCUAUCGAUUUACGAACAGACAACUUCAAGUUCGAAAAAUCGACAAUCAAAGUCUGACAUAUUUUGCAUGACAGUUCGAUCUGAUGGAGACGAAAUUUUCAGAGUGCUCGAACUUUUAAAUAUUCUUGCUUUUUAUGUUUGUUUCGUUCGAAUCGGGAGGAGACACCGUGAAUAUUGGAGUCGUGGA